Messenger RNA from Pundamilia nyererei, 2153 nucleotides. RefSeq names its product poly(A) binding protein, cytoplasmic 1-like (gene pabpc1l). NCBI's taxonomy places the organism in Eukaryota, Metazoa, Chordata, Actinopteri, Cichliformes, Cichlidae. The transcript has 16 exons. The record is from RefSeq and is a predicted model, not a curated record. Bases 167 to 2146 code for a protein of 659 amino acids. Gene Ontology annotation, molecular function: RNA binding.
GUACCCCUCACAGCUUAAUUGAAACUAUUGCGCGGAGAGGAGGUGCAGGUGUUCAACGGCGCUAAUUAAAUCAAAACAAGCUCCCGCCCAUGUGGAAAGUGUACCGACGAGCUGCUUAACGGGAAAUCUCCAGUACGACGCAGUAGCUUGAAAUCUAUUACCCAAAAUGAACAGCAGUGGACCAGCAUAUCCUCUUGCUUCUCUGUAUGUUGGAGACCUGCACCCUGAUGUCACAGAGGCAAUGCUUUACCAGAAGUUUUCUCCCGCUGGGCCAAUCAUGUCGAUCCGUGUGUGCCGGGACAUCAUCACCCGCAGAUCUCUGGGAUAUGCCUAUGUAAACUUCCAGCAACCUGCUGAUGCGGAGUGUGCCCUGGAUACGAUGAACUACGAUGUCAUCAAAGGUCGGCCAAUCAGAAUAAUGUGGUCUCAACGCGACCCAGGACUCAGGAAAUCUGGUGUGGGUAACAUCUUUAUCAAGAACAUGGAUGAGUCUAUUGACAACAAAGCACUGUAUGACACCUUCUCAGCCUUUGGAAAUAUUUUGUCCUGUAAGGUUGUUUGUGAUGAAAAAGGAUCCAAAGGCUAUGGAUUUGUUCAUUUUGAGACUCAAGAAGCUGCAAACCGGGCCAUUGAAACAAUGAAUGGGAUGCUACUGAAUGAUAGGAAAGUUCAAAAGGCGGGUAAACGGUUGGGAUAUGGCAUUGUCAGCUCAAAGGCCCGUUUCCUGGGAGAAAAGUGUCAGUUGUAUCUUCUUAGGUCAGUGAAUAGAUUUGUUGGCCACUUUAAGUCACGCAAGGAAAGAGAGGUGGAGUUUGGCAGUAAGGCUAUGAAGUUCACCAAUGUCUACAUCAAGAAUUUUGGUGAAGACUUCACUGAUGAGAAACUAAAGGAAGUUUUCUCUGCAUUUGGGAGAACUCUCAGUGUACGGGUCAUGAAGGAUGAGAAGGGUCGUUCAAGAGGAUUUGGAUUUGUAAACUAUGCUCAUCAUGAAGAUGCCCAGAAGGCUGUUAAUGAAAUGAAUGGAAAGGAGAUCAAUGGGAAAAUCCUCUAUGUAGGGCGGGCUCAGAAGCGUCUUGAGCGCCAGGGAGAGCUCAAACGCAAGUUUGACCAAAUCAAACAGGACCGCAUCCAGCGCUAUCAGGGGGUGAAUCUGUAUGUGAAGAACUUGGACGACAGCAUCGACGAUGAGAGACUUCGGAAGGAGUUUGCUCCUUAUGGCACCAUCACCAGUGCAAAGGUGAUGACAGAUGGCUCCCAAAGCAAAGGCUUUGGUUUUGUCUGUUUCUCUUCCCCUGAGGAGGCAACAAAAGCAGUGACUGAAAUGAAUGGGAGAAUUGUUGCAACCAAGCCACUGUAUGUGGCUCUGGCUCAGCGGAGAGAGGAGCGUAAAGCAAUUCUAACAAAUAAGUACAUGCAAAGACUUGCUACCUUGAGAACCAUGGCCAGCCCGCUAAUCGACUCAUACCAUCAGUCUGGAUAUUAUGUCACAUUACCACAGCCUCCCACGCGCUCCUUUUACAACCACACUGCUGUCAGCAAUGUGAGACCAGUCCCUCGCUGGACAGGACAGCCACCAAGACCACAGGGCCCCUACACCACUCAGCUGGUUUCUGGCUCUGUCCCCCGACGUGGAUCGAGCCCCAUCGCUACAGUCAGACAGGCUUCCACCCAGGCGCCACGCAUCGUAACCUCAACACAAAAGACAAAUGACAUUGGAACCCAGACUGUAGGAGGGCGCACUGACAUUGCCAAUGUGGCCAGAAGCAGCCAGUACAAGUAUGCGUCAGCAGUGAGGAACCCUCAGCAGGUUGUUACUGUGCCUGCACCCAUGCCUAGACUACAGGUUGUUGCUGCGCCGGUGAUGGAGCCACCAGUACACAUUCAAGGCCCAGAGCUGCUUACCGCCUCAGUGCUGGCUGCAGCCCCACCAAUGGAUCAGAAACAGCUCCUUGGGGAGCGACUGUACCCACUGAUUCACGCUCUGCAUCCAAACCUGGCUGGUAAAAUCACUGGGAUGUUGCUGGAGAUCGACAACUCUGAGCUGCUGCAUAUGCUGGAGUCGCCCGAGUCCCUGCACGCUAAGGUGGAUGAGGCGAUUGCAGUCUUGCAGGCUCACCAGGCGAAGGAACAUUCUCCUAAGCAGUGAAGAGGCC